Molecule: messenger RNA, 1173 nt
Organism: Phytophthora infestans T30-4
Lineage: Eukaryota; Oomycota; Peronosporomycetes; Peronosporales; Peronosporaceae
Exons: 3
Coding region: 1-1173 (390 amino acids)
Source: RefSeq, a predicted model, not a curated record
AUGUUGAUGAUUUUAUUCCCGAGGAGCGUGACGCAUCUCAUUCCCCCAGAUCUUACGCGACGACCUCGGGACAAGCGGCUUGAAGCUUCGUGGACGUCCAAUCAACACCGUGCUUGGCUUCGAGCCAACCGCGAAGAUGAAUUUCGUGCCAUGCACAUUGUUGCUCUUAUCGAAGGCGUCGAGCGUGUACUUUGCUCUCUUCGAUUCUACAAGGAGACUGGAUUAUUCUGUGCUACACCAGGGUUUUCGGCACCAAUCGUCGAUCCAGAAAAUGACCCAGAUCUACUUAUCAAAGGCCCCAAGCUGUCGACGUACCAUAUAUCGACUCCUGGCGGCUCACUCUAUGAGUAUGUGCUAGACAGCAUGCAUGACCUUCUUCCGCUUGCUUCUUCCGAAGACCAAAGACUUUCUCGAGACAUUCGCUUGCAAGAGGAGAAGCGCGACUUUGCGGAGGUGUCUCGAUGGCAGCUACUGAGUCAGGAUCCAAAGCGUGGCAAAACCCGUAAUGCGUUACAUCAGCGGUCCGAGUAUCCUGGGUGUUUGACUUCCGUAGCGUUUGGGUGGCAUCAGCACUUCAAUCUGAAACUUGUUAAGGAUGAAGCAUUAAAUGGCGCAGACGAGGGGGAUGACGACAUUGUUCCGUGUCCAGUCCUCCACUUAAGCGUGUAUUCUCGAGAUUCGUGGCGAAGGAAAAGAACACAAGGCCAUGGUGAGAUAAAACUAGGGAAUUGCUCCGGAUUUUACGAUUCCGACGUUCCUAUUCGCAAACCGAUUACCUCCAUUAGUGACCAGAUGGAAGAACUCUUUCUGGGCAUCGAUGAAAGUAUUGAAGAUGUCGAGCUCACAAGAGGUCAAUUGCGGGAGGUUAAUACCGACGAUUCUCCUUUAUCCACCAUGAUUACGAGUCGACUAGGACAGAAAUCGGAAUCCACUGGCACAACGGUUCGAGUUCGCUGCAACAUCGUCGACCUACAGCCAUCGAAGCAUCCUAGUAUUGGACGGCUAUCGUCCGCACCAAUGGCUACAUCCGUAACAAAUACUCGCAUUGUAAAGCGAAGCGUCCAAGAAAUCCUGCAAUCGGUUAAGUUAGAGAAACGACUAGCAAGCAUAACAGACCCCCGUAUUCAGGCGGCACUGCGCUCACUACCAAUAGACAAAGGUGAUCUUGUUUAG